AUGUGGACUGUGAAGAUAUUAGUCUUGGUAUCAUUGCUGUGCCUAUCAUGUGGACCACAGGAAGUGAGCUCGACUUUAUCUAAUGUUAAAGGUUUAAUCAAAAAAUGUGAACUUCCUGCAUCUGAUCAACACCAAGAACCAACGCAAAACUGCAACCAUCCAUCCUCUCACCCAGAGAAAGACUGCAACCGUCACCAUCUACCGACAGAGAAAGACCCCAAUCCUCAACCCAUUCAAACAGCGCAUCCCUGCAAGAAAACAGCGCAUUCCUGCGAGGAAACAGCGCAUCCCUGCAAGAAAACAGCGCAUUCCUGCGAGGAAACAGCGCCUUCCUCCGUCGAAGGCCACGCUUGUGACUCCUAA
Molecule: messenger RNA, 363 nt
Organism: Arctia plantaginis
Lineage: Eukaryota; Metazoa; Arthropoda; Insecta; Lepidoptera; Erebidae
Source: the annotation of a GenBank genome assembly